AUGGCUUCUCUCAAAACCGUGAAAUCAUUAUACGAAAAUUUAAAAGCAGAAUGGUCAAAAAAAGAUAUAAAUCUUGAUUUAUGUGAAAAUCUUUUGAAUAAUUUAAAGGUGGGAUUGACUGAAUUGGUGUUUUUACCCACUACAAAUGCUGUGGCUUCAUCUCAGGAGCUAUUAUUAGCAAGAAAUAUUUUGGAAAUUGGUGCAUUACACAGUAUUGCCAUUGGAACAAAAGAUCCACAAUUAUCAUUUGAUAGAUUUGAAAGAUACAUGGCUCAAUUAAAGUGUUAUUAUUUAGAUUACAAAAGCGAACUUCCAGAGUCUCCAUAUAAAUAUCAAUUAUUAGGAUUAAACCUAUUGUACUUGCUUAGUACAAAUAGAGUCGCUGAAUUUCAUACAGAGUUAGAAUUAUUGCCAACAAGUCAACUUGAUAAUCCAUAUAUAAGGCAUCCAGUUUCUCUAGAACAAUAUCUUAUGGAGGGAACAUACAACAAAAUAUUUUUAGCUAGAGGUAAUGUACCUGCACCAAGUUAUAAUUUGUUUAUGGAUAAACUUUUGGAAACCAUAAGAGGUGAAAUAGGAACAUGUUUAGAAAAGGCAUAUCAUAAAAUAUCAUUAUCGGGGGCUGCAAGAAUGCUGUACAAUAAUCCAGCACAAAUGCAAGAAUAUGCCAAUCAGAAAAAAUGGAUUCUUGGUGCUGAUAAGUUUUAUCACUUCAGCAGCGAGGAAAAGAAAAUGGAUGAACCUUUGCCAGCUUUGGAAUUGGCUUCUCAAGCGAUUGAAUAUGCAAGGGAAUUAGAAAUGAUAGUUUAA
Messenger RNA from Pediculus humanus corporis (human body louse), 810 nucleotides. Its product is annotated as 26S proteasome non-ATPase regulatory subunit, putative. The transcript is spliced from 6 exons. Lineage: Eukaryota; Metazoa; Arthropoda; Insecta; Psocodea; Pediculidae. The coding region runs from base 1 to 810 and encodes 269 amino acids. The record is from RefSeq and is a predicted model, not a curated record. Gene Ontology annotation, biological process: proteasome-mediated ubiquitin-dependent protein catabolic process. Gene Ontology annotation, cellular component: proteasome regulatory particle, lid subcomplex; cytosol; proteasome regulatory particle.